UUGGUUAGCGCUGGGGAACACGGGAAAGGGGGCAUUCUGGGAAUUAUAGUCAAGCCUAGGAAAGUAGCUGCUUAAUCAGUGUGGCGUGGGUCUCUGUAGCUUAAGAGAAGAUGAAUGGGAAACGGCCCGCUGAGCCAGUUUCUGGCCGGACGGGGAAAAAGGGAAAGAAGGAGGUGAUAGCGGAGUUUUCGGACGCUGUCACCGAAGAAACCUUGAAAAAGCAGGUGUCUGAGGCCUGGAGCCGCAGGACGCCGUUCGGUCACGAGGCCAUUGCCAUGGACAUGGAUCCCUUUCUUCACUGCGUCAUCCCAAACUUCAUCCAAAGCCAAAACUUUUUGGAAGGGCUUCAGAAGGAACUUUUGAACUUGGACUUCCAUGAAAAGUAUAACGAUUUAUAUAAGUUCCAGCAGUCGGAUGAUUUGAAGAAGAGAAGAGAGCCUCACAUCUGUGCUUUAAGGAAAGUUCUGUUUGAAGAUUUCCGGACUUGGCUUGCUGACAUUUCCAAGAUUGACCUGGAAUCAACUAUUGACAUGUCCUGUGCUAAAUAUGAAUUCUCUGAUGCCCUCCUCUGCCAUGACGAUGAGCUGGAAGGGCGCCGGAUUGCCUUCAUUCUUUACCUGGUUCCUCCCUGGGACAGGAGCUUGGGGGGCACCCUGGACCUGUAUGAUGUUGAUGAACACUUUCAGCCGAAGCAGAUCGUCAAGUCUCUUAUCCCUUCAUGGAACACACUGGUUUUCUUUGAAGUGUCUCCAGUAUCCUUUCACCAGGUGUCCGAAGUCCUAUCUGAAGAAAAGUCGCGUUUGUCUAUAAGUGGCUGGUUCCAUGGUCCUUCACUGACCCGGCCUCCCAACUACUUUGAACCUCUCAUACCUCGGAGCCCUCACAUCCCACAAGAUCAUGAAAUUUUGUAUGAUUGGAUCAACCCUACUUAUCUGGACAUGGAUUACCAAGUUCAAAUUCAAGAAGAGUUUGAAGAAAGGUCUGAAAUUCUCCUAAAGGAGUUCCUUAAGCCUGAGAAAUUUGCAGAGGUCUGUGAGGCUUUGGAGAAAGGAGACGUGAAAUGGAGCAGCCGAGGUCCCCCUAACAAAAGGUUUUAUGAGAAAGCUGAGGAGAGCAAGCUUCCUGACAUUCUGAAGGACUGCAUGGAAUUGUUCCGCUCCGAGCCUCUGUUCUUGCUGCUCUCCAACUUCACAGGCCUGAAACUCCACUUCUUGGCCCCUUCAGAAGAAGAUGAGGUGGCGAACCAAAAAGAGGGAGAAGGAGCCUCUGCGGCCGAUAACCAUGAAGAAGGGACGAGCCAUAGGUCCCCUGGGCCAGAGAACCAUCAGACGGCCUUCUGCAAUAACAGCCAGCAGAGCCAGAGACAGACAGACCCAGAGUCAGAGGAAAAUGAAGCAGAGGAAGACUCAAGUGUUCCCACAUGCCAGGGAGAACUGAGGCGUUGGAAGACCGGUCACUACACUUUGAUCCAUGACAACAGCAAGACUGAAUUUGCCCUAGACUUACUUCUCUACUGUGGUUGUGAAGGCUGGGAGCCAGAAUAUGGUGGCUUUACUUCCUACAUUGCCAAAGGUGAAGAUGAAGAGCUGCUAACAGUGAAUCCAGAAAACAACUCUUUGGCACUGGUCUACAGAGACAGAGAGACUCUGAAAUUUGUCAAGCAUAUUAACCACCGAAGCCUCGAACAAAAGAAAGCCUUCCCAAAUAGAACUGGUUUCUGGGACUUCUCAUUUGUCUAUUAUGAAUGACAGGGCUGGGCAAAGCUGAAGGAAAGAGACCCUCGGGACUGGGAAGCAUGCAGGAGCCACAAGGUGACCUGUGUGACGGUGUCCUUAAAAUCUGUGUGUGGUAGGACUCAUCAUCACUGUCCUCAAUCUAGACCUUGAGCUUGGAGCGAGGUACUUCUCUCUUGAUUAAAAAAAAAAAAAGGCUUUUUUGUCUUUUUUUUUUUU
Messenger RNA from Odobenus rosmarus divergens (Pacific walrus), 1952 nucleotides. It is a transcript of the gene OGFOD1, whose product is annotated as 2-oxoglutarate and iron-dependent oxygenase domain containing 1. Gene Ontology annotation, biological process: peptidyl-proline hydroxylation; regulation of translational termination. Bases 111 to 1748 code for a protein of 545 amino acids. The record is from RefSeq and is a predicted model, not a curated record. Gene Ontology annotation, cellular component: cytoplasm. Lineage: Eukaryota; Metazoa; Chordata; Mammalia; Carnivora; Odobenidae. Gene Ontology annotation, molecular function: L-ascorbic acid binding; iron ion binding; peptidyl-proline dioxygenase activity. The transcript has 13 exons.